AUUGAAGGGUACUUUUUCAUUUUCUGCAACAAUAUUGUUCUGAUUAACAAUGACAUGAUAGUGUAACUACAAUGUGUUGAAGAAAGAUGUAAGAUGGCGGCAUUGUAUUUCUGUGCAAUCAUCUUAUAUAUGCUUCUUGUGCCACUUUCGAUAGUAAAUGAAGAUGUACAAAAAGAUUUUGCAAACUGCUGCCCCCUAACCCCAAAACACACUACUGCUGCAAAAGAUGGGAGACUGAAAGCCCACUUACAGUUCUCUGACGCCACAAUCAAUAAGCCAAGUGUUAACAUGCAAUUUCGCGACAAAGUUGUCAUCAAAGACUUCCCUUGGAAUUUUCUUAUGUGCCGAGACUCCGUUAAAGGACAUGGGGAGGCUUCUCAAAAAUCUGCUGGUGGAAAGUAUGUUCAGAAAGCCACGAAUUCCAUGGCAAAAAUAAUGAAUUCUUGUUUAUUCUGGAAGGUGUGGAUGUAG
Ilex paraguariensis (yerba mate) is the source of this 471-nucleotide messenger RNA. The record is from the annotation of a GenBank genome assembly. Lineage: Eukaryota; Viridiplantae; Streptophyta; Magnoliopsida; Aquifoliales; Aquifoliaceae.